Messenger RNA from Salmo salar (Atlantic salmon), 5162 nucleotides. RefSeq lists its product as uncharacterized. Gene Ontology annotation, cellular component: nucleus. NCBI's taxonomy places the organism in Eukaryota, Metazoa, Chordata, Actinopteri, Salmoniformes, Salmonidae. Gene Ontology annotation, biological process: regulation of gene expression. The record is from RefSeq and is a predicted model, not a curated record.
UGGUGGGAGUCUAACAGGAAGUCUGUCUUCUCCCUCAGGAUUUCGUCUAAUUCCUGGUGACUGGGUUCAUAGAUGGGUCAGGAUGGGCUUUCACCACAAGAGGUGCCUAGCCUAUAACACAGCACACAAUCCCAACAACGGCUAGAGGUCAAGGAGGGAGUUGUAAGACUAACCACCUGAGGGUGGUGGCUCCUGCUUCUACCUCCUCUAGUGUCAUUGGGUCACAACGUGGGAGGGCGAGUGUUAGGACGGAUGGCGACAAGUCGUACGCUUGCCCUACAUGUGGGAACCGGUUCGCCAACGCAAACAAUUUGAAGAAGCACCAGACCGUUCAUACCAAGGAAAGGCCAUUUAAGUGCAAACUAUGUUACAAGCUUUUCCUUCCUAAGUAGCCUUAGACAGGAAUGUCCACAACAGGAAGAUAUACAAGUUAUCUGUUUCUCUUUUAAAAGGUUUGUAUUCAGGUCACUUUUCCGCCAAUCAGGUUUGGCGGCGCUUCCGAGAGCGUUCUGACAGGUUGGCAUAGGCACCCAUCUAGGCUUCAAGAGAGGCUGCUGGGCGGCCGGCGGCGCUGUUGCAGCGACCGGGGCUUCCACAGGGGAGCUAGGAGCUUCUUGGACCUGCUCGCCACGCUUUCGGCGCAGGUCGGCUGUUUGGGAGCCGACGCACCACAGGAAAGAGGCAUCUGCUUCUUUUCCUCCCCUAACUUCACGAGACGCCCCGCUGUCUUUCUCAUGGUGUCUCCGAAGAGGCCCUUUUCAGAGAUGGUUGCAUUGAGCAAAGGGGUCUUGUCUGUCUCCUUGAUGGAAGUCAUGGAGAGCCAGAGGUGUGUCUGCGUCAUGACCAACACAGCCAUCACUUGGCCGGCGCAGACUGCCAACACUUGAGUGAUGUGGAGAGCAGCGCUGGUGAAACAUGCCACCUCUUCAAUGCCAGCCUCUGUUGCGGAUCAUCAUUCUCCCAAGUCAUCCUAUAAUAAUGUGAUCACAUAUGCUCCAAGCAGGCCCAGUUAUUCAAACUUAAUGGGCGCUCUGCCUUCUCUCUGAUCUGAGCGGGUAAUCGUUGCGCACCUAGAACCCAUAACGCUUCAAUAGCCCAAGGGUGAGGGAUUCGACUGGGAGCCCCCCAGUGAGUAGGCCUGAGAGAGAGAGAUCCAGAGAGGAUGAGUUUUACUAAGGUUGGAUUUCUUGCGUUUAUGGCCAUGGUGUUCAAACUGCACCGAUGGAGCAGAAAUCACAUUAGAUACAUGUGAUAGUCGCAGCAGCAGAGAAAUAUUUGGGUGUGAGAGAUUUUAGUGCUGUAGCUCUAUAGGGAGUUUUGAGAGAAGGGGUUCGAUCCUGCCAGGCCUGGUGUAGGAUCGUUCAGGGUCAAAGUAGUGGGAUGGGGUGGUGGUUUUGGGGGAUAGUGCAUAGGUGCAGGGUUGGUCCAUUACUAUUUAACUUUUUAGUGACCAAAAUGUGCAAUCCGCAUUCCGACCUGUGAAAGGCAGCAAUGGGCAACACAUCGUCUCGUCUGCCGGAAAUUCACACAAAGUAGUAAACGGAAAUGAACAGUGACCAAGAACAGUUACGUUUGCGUUUUGUUUUUAUUUAGACGUAAAUUAAAACCCUGGAACUCAAAAUAUCACAUACUUCCUCCAUGUAGUGUUUAAUUCACGUUGGAGACAAGACUUGGUUGAUAGAUGUUAUCUAGGUAAUGCUAACCGCUAAGAAUGGCUAACUGUAACGUAAUGGUUUUUCACACUCAAAUGGCCUCCGUAAUGGAGGUGCUAGCGAAUGCAGCCGUGGCAGAAAUCUGUAAACUCGUAGACGACGACUAUGCAGUGUUUCGUUUGGAAAUUUCUCAAAGCCAGAAAGAAAACAGGGCUUUGCGGAGGAAACUACAGCUACUAGAACUGAAGGUGUCACGGGAUCGCGCACUUGCCAGUCGUCCCAGUAGUGUCAAGAUCCUCGACCGAUACAGAGGAAUGGAAAGAGGUGAAGGACAUCUCAAUGGAGGCAACAGAAGUUUUGUGAAGCCAGCGGGACGCAAUACAUGGAGAGAUGACCAACCAAUCACUGUUGAUGAGGGGAGUGGAACCUCUACCCAGCAUGUUAUGGUGAUAGAGUCUACAGAUGCAGAGGCUGCAGGUCCUGGGGUCACGCAGGAGAAGUCUGCAGGAGAGGAGGACCCACGGUACUGCAGAGAUAUCCAGACUGGAGAGCCCUCUGUAGCCACAGAAGACCCCGUCACCAUCCCAGCACUGCCCAGGACUCGACACAGCAUCACGGAGGUCAGUGGAACGCUGAACGCCGUCAUCAAGACAGAGACUAUAACGGGGCUGAGGCAACUGGGCUAUCCUCCUGCUCCCCGCUCAGAGUAUUUACUUUGCAGUAGUCCGAGCGCGGUUCUGUCCCAUCGGGAUUUAGGUGACUCGUUACUGACUGUAAAUGAUCUGUCCUGUUCAUAUGCUACAGAGACAGAGAUGAUACCUGCUGACAUGCCUGUGGCUUUAGAUAUACAGACUAAUCCAUUGAGAGGGAACUGGAACCGUUACAUUAGUAGUGUAUAUUCUGAAGGGUGCCUAGAUAAGAAAGGAGAGGGCCUGGUUGUCGAUAAGGUGACUGAAAGUGGAGGGCCACGCUCCUCUGACAUGGAAUGCAGAGUCUAACUUAGGAGGACACUCGCAGGUCAACACCAGUGACUUCUGGGAUUACAGGGAAAGCUUAGAGACAAAUACAAAUGUCGCUUUACACAUGCUCAGUGAUCGUGCCCCAGUGUCCACGUCGAUGGGGCCUUCCGAUUCACACGUCCGUGUCCUUUUUGAUCAGGUAUUGAACUCAAACGACAGGACUAGAGCCCAGGCUCAGGGAGGGGGAGCGACAUCAGGCAAUAGUAAAGAGAAACGGUUCCUCUGCAUGUUCUGUAACAAAGGCUUCAGCUGCCCCCAGAAGGUGGAGAUUCACCAAAGGGUCCACACAGGGGAGAAAUCCUGCAUUUGUACUCAGUGUCACAUGUGCUUUGCCCAGGCUUGCAACCUGAAGAGGCACCAGAGGGUCCACAUAGGGGAGAGAUUCUACAGCUGGCCCCAGUGUGAGAAGAGGUUCUCCCACCAGCACCAGCUGACGAUGCACCUGAAGGUCCACACGGGAGAGAGGUUGUAACGCCAGAACAUAGGGCUGUUACGGGGAUCUUGUUACCGCCACACCGGCGGACCGCAGUCAAAUUCCACGUGACCGCUGAGUCACGGUAUCUAGGCUACUCCAAAACUGCACUCUGUAAAUGAAGGGCGCUGAUGAGUGUUAAUUGCCUACCAAACUUCCUACGGCUGUCAAGUUGCUAAUGGCCUGGUACUCAGCGCUCUAGUGUCCCUCGAAUCACUCUGACAUAAAUGCCACAAAAACAUUGCAUCAAAGACUUUGAUUUCAUUUGAAUAAUCUGCAGAGUUCACAAUAGCAGAACAUUUUUUAAAACGUGUUGCAUUCUGAAAACGCAGGUGUAUUGACCAUGACAUAAAAUUUCAAGUUCCGCGUUUUUAUAGUUAAAUAGACUCGCUGCUCGCGCACUCUCCGCGCUCAGAGUGAGUGGGAGAGGAGAGGGAGAGAGAAAUGCGUUGCGAUUGCAACAUUUGAGGGAAAAUAACCAUUUUGAAAGCAAAUAGGUGUACUGUUGUGACUGUUGAAGAGAGGAGAGUCUCAGCUUUUUGUAGGUAGUACAUUUAUUUCUCAACUUUCAACAUGGACCGCGGGAGCAGCGUUUUUUAACCAAAGUAUCUGGUUGGCUAUGGCUUUGAGAUAUACGUAGCCUAUUCAAAGCGCUGCGCAGGAAGCGCACAUCUGCCAUUUGCAGUGAUAGCAUUUGCCUAUAGACAUCAUUGGGUGAGCUGCAAGUUUUGAGGACAUUAAAUGAACUAACCCUCAAGUCGAUUGAGACGCAGCCCAUGCAAAAAAAAACGAAUAUCUCCAGCUUAAACAGACAGAUUUUGAUGGGGAAAUUUUUGAUUAUGCUAAUUACAUUUCCGCGGGGGGCGCGGAUAUCGACUCUAGGGGGUUAACUGGUAAGGACAGCUCAUGAGGUCUCCUAAUUAUCUGUUGACUAGGUGGGACCUUUAUUACUAAAGAGGCUUUUAUUUUUUACCCAUUAGAGUAGGAGUAAAAUGUCUCUAUUCUCAGCACUUAUGACCAAUUUUCUAGUGUGGACCAUGCCUUUGAAUGAUCAAAUUUCCCCCAAGAGUCGAUUAGAGCACUUGUGUGUCAAUCUAAGUAGCAUUAAAAAAAAUGACCACCAAAAUCUGUCAAUUUAAGCUAGAGAUGUUUUUUUGCACUGGAUGCGUCUCAAUCCACCGCAUUCGCCUAUGUCACCCUUCCUCAUCUGCAGUGAAAGGUGGCAGAGCUAGAGGGGCCAUGAAACAUCCCGAAAAUCGGUCCUCUCACAAAAACGUCUGUAGCAUCCUUUAACCUACAGACUAUUAUGAUCAGUCUAUGGGAAGGUGGAGACUCUCACGAAUAUGAUGGUGUCGUUGAUGUGCCAACUUCUGUUUGGAGCGUCCGAACCGUUUGGGCUACAAACAAAUGUGACCCCACAAUUGUCACAGGACCCGUCUGAAGGUAACCGGUACGGGUUUAAAAAAAAUAAUGAAAGUGUGAAGGUAGUUUUGUGCCUAAGGGGUUAAAUAUGUGUGUUAAGAAAGCUCAGGAAAUACAUUUUUUUAUCUCCCAGAUAUAGGACAGACACUUCAAAACCUUGUUUCUUAUGAUUUUUGUUUUUCACUGUCUUUUAAUGUUUAUGAACAUGUUAUUCAAUGCAUUUCUCUGGGCUAUAGUAGUAAAGGCCAAAUUCAAAUUCAAUAUAUUAUUUUCUGAUACCUUAAGGGGUCCUAAAAUUCAGAAUCUAAUAGCUAAAUUAUCCAUAGUAUGACCACCUUAAAAGAAUUCCACAUGUCAGCUUAGAACCCUUCCCCAACAACGGCAUAGACUUACAGGGGUUAACUGUUACAUUAACCAAUACACUGCUAACUAGCAGCAUAUUUUAUUAGCUUUCUUGCUAAUGCAUUUGGAGUUUCCUUUUCCUCAGAUGGUGAAUUAGGCCAAAUCCAUAUGCAAGUGCAUCUGUCAUUUCAACUGAACAUUGUGGUUAUACUAAUGAAGAAUGAAAUCAAAUAAAUUUGAUUCAGAAUGAAUUAA